AAGCAGCCAGCCUGCCACAGAAACAGAAGGCUUCAGAUCAUCAAAAACUAUGGAGGGUGCAGCUGUAGAUUUCUUGCUCCGGGCUACAGUGGAUCACAUCUGUCAGUGCUCCAGAGAUGCCCAGCAACACUCACUCAAUCCAAGAGAGCAGCCAGAGAGCAACCCCGCUUUGUGGAGGCCCUGGAUGCCCUCAGCCAGGGAUGGUGAAAUGACAGAGAAUCAACAAAUGUCACAACCAGAUGGUCAGCUAACAAAUUUUAGAACAAAAGGAGCCCUGGGGUUUCAACAUCCAGUGAGACUUUAUUUGCCCAAAUCCAAAUGCCAAAAGUUUCUUAAUAACACUGGAGAGAAGGUUCUGGCUAACUUUCCAGUACAAGCCACUAUUCACUUCUACAAUGAUGACACUGACUCUGAAGAAGAUGAGGAAGAAACCAGUUCAGCCUAGUAAUUAACAAUUGCAAGCCUUUCCAAAUACAUAAUUAAAAAAUGAAGAAAGGAAUUAAAAGGAACUGUCAAGAAUUCUGAACACACAUCUUACUGAACAAAGAAGCACAUCAAAGCUCGUAUGAAGACUAUUUAUAGCUAACUAACAAGAAGAAUGAGUCAAUGCAACUGGGAACAGAGGAAAUCCUUUUGUGUUUCAAAAGACUUUUAAAUUAACCCUGAAACUUUACUAAAAGAUCAUAAUGUUUUUAAUUGUGUUGGUUUAAGCAACAGCUGGAUUAAGAACUUGAACAGCACUGCAUUUACUCACUUUUUUUACAUGCAGCAUGAAAAUAGGACUGGUUAUGGGGCAAAAUAAUGUAAUAUAAAGUCCCAAAAUAAACCAAAGUCUUUGAACCAUGAUGUUUGGAAGAAUUUAAGUAAGAUAUGAUUUCAUAUGCAAAGAAUAUUGCAUAUUAUUUCUGCGGAGCAGAUUUAUUCUGACAAGAAUGUUGUAUGCCGUACUAACCUAAUGCAUUUCAACUUCCCUGUCUGGACAAGUUUUAAAGGACAAUCUUGUGAUGUCUUCUGUUAUUCUCAGACUUUCCCACUCUACUCAGAGAAGUGCCUUUUUGUCAGUCAGAAAAGUCAAUUAAUGACAUACUAAAACGUGUUAUGUACGGUUGUUUUGGUCUUAUUUGUUACAACAUUCAAAGCAUAUUUCUACGGUCUAGUGUGCUUGACUCUGUGAUUUUAAUACAACUGACUUAGUGUUGAUUCCUAUCUGGUGUGUAUCUUACCAUUUUGAUAUUCCUUUUACACUGAUAUUCAGAAAAACUUACAUUACUACUUUUCAUAAGCAUCUUCACUGUAAUUAACAAUGUCAAUAUAUCUAUUCCUACACAGUUAAUCCAUUAGGAAAAAAAUAAAAUAAAAAUAAAAGCUUGUUAUAACCUGUUC
This is a messenger RNA of Gallus gallus (chicken), 1383 nucleotides long. RefSeq names its product ripply transcriptional repressor 3 (gene RIPPLY3). Gene Ontology annotation, biological process: embryonic pattern specification; negative regulation of transcription by RNA polymerase II. The record is from RefSeq and is a predicted model, not a curated record. Gene Ontology annotation, cellular component: nucleus. Bases 50 to 445 code for a protein of 131 amino acids. Lineage: Eukaryota; Metazoa; Chordata; Aves; Galliformes; Phasianidae. The transcript has 4 exons.